UUCGCUACUCACCCCUCCCCCCCCUUUCUUUUACCAUCGUGCCGCUCAGGAGUCUGGGCCCUAGUGUUCGACUUAAACAUGGAAGGAGGCGAUACGAUAUUCGGAAAAAUCAUUCGCAAGGAGAUUCCUGCAGAAAUCCUGCACGAAGACGACCAAUGUCUGGCAUUCAGAGAUAUCAACCCCCAAGCACCGACACACGUGUUAGUUAUCCCUAAGAAGCCCAUCAGGCAGCUAUCCAAGGCUGACGACUCAGAUGAACAGCUCCUUGGUCGGCUGCUGAUUGUCGCCAGGAAAGUUGCUGCAAUGCAGAAUCUAGCCAAUGAUGGUUACCGCAUCAUUAUAAAUGAUGGGAAAAAUGGAGGACAGGAAGUAUUCCACCUUCAUGUUCACAUCUUAGGGGGAAGGAAAAUGAAAUGGCCUCCAGGCUAAAACAUGUUCACAUCCUAGGGGGAAGGAAAAUGAAAUGGCCUCCAGGCUAAAACCAAAUUCAAUACUUACAUAUGUAAGAUUUCAUUGAUUAAAUUGAGUUGAAUUAAAUUUUCUUGAGUAAAA
Messenger RNA from Nematostella vectensis (starlet sea anemone), 552 nucleotides. Its product is annotated as adenosine 5'-monophosphoramidase HINT1. Lineage: Eukaryota; Metazoa; Cnidaria; Anthozoa; Actiniaria; Edwardsiidae. Gene Ontology annotation, molecular function: hydrolase activity. Gene Ontology annotation, biological process: purine ribonucleotide catabolic process. Gene Ontology annotation, cellular component: nucleus; cytoplasm. The record is from RefSeq and is a predicted model, not a curated record. The coding region runs from base 79 to 429 and encodes 116 amino acids. The transcript is spliced from 3 exons.